CAAGCCGUUUGUAGGGGUUACUGUUACGUUUUUAUAUAACAUUCAAACCUUAAAACACACGUAAAUUGACAAAAAGUUAUAAUAUUGCCACUUUUAUUUAUUGCGUACUCGAUAAUUUCGAAGCGGUACACUGUAACUUCCCCCCCUCGCGGUUAAUCACUCAGUUUUUUUUUUAUGUGUAUUUCCGCGUACAAUGUUAUUUUUUUUCUUCCCACUGACACACGGCAACUUCGAACAGGAAACCUCUUAGACGUCUCGCCUGUCGGUUUCUCUGUAUUUACGGCAGGGUGUGUCUGGACCUCAGUGCUCUAACCCAGCCAUGAGCAUCAUCGGGGCUGAGGAUGAGGAUUUUGAAAACGAUCUGAAUGAGUACGUGGAAGACCGGUCCAACACCUUUAACCACAUAGAGCAGUUGAAGAGUCGGCCGACCCACCUGCUGGUUUUCCUGCAACAUGUCAUUCUGCAGUUUGACCCUGCUCCCCUGCUCUGUUACCUCCAUGCUGAGCUCUUCAAAAACCUCAGUGCCAAAGAGACCAAAAAGCAGUUUGGGGAUUUUUACACAACCUUCUUGGACAAGGGUGCAGUUCUGAAAGUGGCAGUACCAGCUCACGUAAACUCUGAGUUGGAUCGAUCCCGUCUAGAUGUGCUCACAGAUGAUAUCCAAAAGCGCUUUGUUCAGGACAUUCAGAGCGUCCAACUUGCUGAAGUGGCCAAACAGUUGGAGGAUUUCAGGCAAAAGAGGAUGAUGGGUAUGACCCUCAGUGAGGCUGAGCUAAAUGACGUGGACAGCCACUAUCCCACCGACCGUGUCCCAACGGAUAUGAAGGAGAAGUCUGUUGCUGAGAACCUCCUAGAGAAGAUGUCUGAGACACAAUCAACAGGUGCCUUUGAUGAGGAUAAAUGCCAAACCAUCUUUAAUGCUGUGGUCUUGUACAUGAAACACCUCGGGGUUAAAAACAAGGCAGCUGACAGUAAGAAGUCCAAAGGAGGUUUCUUCACUAGAAAGACUAAGCCCAAGAGUAAGGAUGAUAUCCCAAAGGCCAAAAGCUCAAGAGUGUUUCCUGUUUUACCAAACUGGAUGGUUACAGUUGAGUCCAAAAUUAAAGUGGAUGAAGACAGGGAUAGAGGGUCAGUCGAUCGCAAAGGUCCUGGUGCUAAAACCACCCCGAAUGACUCUGGAGUUCCCACUAUAUCGUUGAACAAGAAGCAGAGUCUAGUCCCUCCUGUGCAACCUGCGGUAGAUGUUGAUUCCCCAAGCAACAACGCCACCAGCACGACUACCAUAGAGGCACACAGUGAUGCUGUCCCAAGCAAUCGUUUAGAGCUUCCAACUCUGCAAGAUGACUUGCCCUCUGGGCCUGCAGGUGGGCUGAUCGAGCCCAUCUCGCCCAUCUCACCCAGUGACAUCCCGCCUGAGGAGCCUGUGGAGAAAGAAAGACGGAAGACAAGUAGGAAAGUGGCACGCAGUGAAAGUGCCCGAGUGGACCGACAGUCAUCACGGCGGCGUGGCUCUUCUCGGGCCAAACAGUCUCGCUCCCGUAGCGAUGUGGACCUGCAGCCACCCUCUUCCACGACAACAACACCUGCCCCGCUCACCCCCCAACACCUCCAUCCCCCAGAAGGACUAAGUUUUGCCCCAGACCCUGGCCACUCCCCCACCAGCCCUUUCCCGCAGGUGGAGGAGGUGGAUCCGCGGCUGCAGGAGUUUGAGUCUGAUCCACCCAACUGGAGGGAGCUGGCCUCUCCUGAGGCUCUGUCCAAACUGACCAAGAAGGAGACCAAAAUGCAAGAAGUCAUAAAUGAGUUGUUUACAACAGAGCACGCACAUGUGCGAAUGCUGAGUGUCCUUCAGGUGAUCUUUGUCAGACCAUUGGAGAGAGAGGAGCUUCUGACCUCAACUGAGUUGGCCGCCGUCUUCCCCAACCUUGAUGAGAUCACUGAAAUGCACAGUAACUUCUAUGAGAGCCUUAAGAAACAGCGUUUGGAUAACAACUUCAUAGUUAAAUCCAUCAGCACCACAGUGCUCAACAGAUUUGGUGGUACAGAGGGGGAGUGGUUCCAGAAACUGACAGCAAGGUUCUGCAGCCACCAGUCAUGGGCCCUGGACCAGAUCAAGACCAGGCAGAAGCGAGAUCCACGCUUCAACAUUUUCAUACAGGAGGCGGAGAGUAAGCCCCAGUGCCGUAGGCUGCAGCUCAAGGACAUCAUUCCCAUAGAGAUGCAGAGGCUGACCAAGUACCCACUGCUGCUGGAGAAUAUCGCAAAGAACACAGAGGAUCUAACGGAGAAGGCAGCAAUUGAGAAGAGUGCAGAGUGUUGCAGAAAGAUCCUCAACCACGUCAAUGAGGAAGUCAAAGUGAUGGAAAACCUGUUGACUCUGAGGGAAUACCAGCGCAAAUUAGACACAUCAGGACUAAAACCCAGUAAUGAGCUCUAUAGUGAAUAUAGGAACAUUGACUUGACUCAGAAGAAGAUGCUUUAUGAAGGCCCACUGAUAUGGAAAGUCACCAAAGAAAAGGCCGUUGAGGUGCAAUGUGUGUUGCUUGCGGACUUACUGGUGCUCCUCCAGAAGCAGGAUGACAAGAUGGUCGUCAAAUGCCACAGUAAGAGUAACAUCGCUGCACAGGACGGCAAGCUGAUGCUGAGCCCAAUUAUUAAGCUGGACUCAGUCUUUCUCCGUGAUGUGGCCACAGAUCGAAAGGCUUUCUACGUGAUAUUUACCUGGGAAAGCGGCGCUCAGAUUUAUGAACUAGUGGCUCAGUCUGUUGGAGAAGUAAAAAUUUGGACUCAAGUGAUAAAGAAAGCAGUGGAUGACCUGAAGAAGAGUGGCAGCACAACCAAGAAGUUGACGACGGUGGCUCCUGGAGUUGGAGUUGUAGGACCUCCCUUCAGUCCCAUCAGUCUGAAUCCCCCUAUGAGCCCGAUUGAGAAUGGAGCUUUGAAAAGCAGCAGUGAUCAAGAUAAGGACAACUUGAAAGAUAAAAAGUCGACCGAUCCCAGGCACAGGCUGAUUGAUUUCCUGUCUGACAAAGGGUUUGACUUGAUAGGCCACACCAAAAAUGAUCAGGAGAAAGUGGCUAACAGUGCAUUAGAUGAAGUCAUGUCCCUGAAAAGGCUCCUGGUCGGCAGCAUCAGUCUAUCAGAGGACUCACAACCUGAUGAAGAACAUGAAGUAGGGCAAUCAAAAGGCCCUGGGCAAGAUGUGGAACAGCAUCAGUUAACAGAUGAAAGUCAGACCACGAACGAAGUAGCUGAGGAGACGAACCCCACGAGUACAGACAAAGAAGGUCAAAACCCAAAAGGAGACGAUGAGAGCAUCAGCGCGCCCCUGGUGCUGUCCCAGGAGAGGAAGGAGGAAGUGUGCAGGAGGCUACGCAGCCUGGAGGAACAACUAAAGAGACUACAGACUGUAGAAGAGGAACACCACAAGCUGCAGGAGGCCCUUUCCAAGUUCUCACUGGAGGGGGGCAGCUUCUAGUGACCCACCUUAAUGCCUCCUGCUGGCCAUUAGGUUUUGACUGGUUCUGGUUUGGACUGAGUGACUUUCAGAGGCUUUCCUGGAAAUUCCUAUACCAUCACACGUCUAUGACCGGACCAUCGAUACAUUUCUUUUUCUUCCCCUCUUGCGUGUGUGUGGGUGUGUAUGUCAGCUGUUUGCAGCCAAUCAGAAGUUUUAUUUUCUUUUUUCUCCUUUUACCAAUUGGCCAUUUAGGGAAGGGCUUUGUGCACAGUGCAGUGGUUCAGUAAUGGAACAUGUGUAUGUGCGCGUGCAUGCUGGAUAGAGGGCUAUACAAAAAAGAAAAAAACAAUCCUAAAUUGGGGUUUGAGGAUGCUGUUAGUGAGAGGUGCCAAAGGAAAUGAAGCAAUAUUUUGCUGUUAGUGAGUUGCUGCCUAAGAAAAUAUAGUGAUUUGAGUCUGCUGUAACACACAUACGCAAACCAGAAACAUGCAUGAUGGAAAAUAAUUUACAGUAAUGCCAAAUUCUAAUGUACAGUAACAGAGAGAGCCUUAAAUGGCCAAUAUAGCAUUAGGUCUAUUGAAAUACUACUACUGAUAUAUAGUGUUAUUUCUAGUCUAUGCCAAAGUAAAACAGAGAUGCACUUUUAAUCAAAACAAGAUGAACGCACACAGUUAUUGCUAAAUUUGUUACUUUUAGCUCUGUAUUCUGUAUGGUUAUUAAGGCACCCCUCAUUAUUGAAACGAUGCAUGCAAGAAAGUGUGUGUGUAUGUGCGUUACAAUUUUUUUAAUUAAGGAUAUAUUUCUUCAGAUGAUUCUUACUGUAAUUAGGUCACAUAAAAAUCAUUUAUAAAUAGUGGCAGUAUAAGUAAUCUUGGUGUUAAUAGUGGAGAUUUGUUUGUAUGUACCGCUUUUAUUUAUUCCCUUGAGUCCUUGUGUGUCAGUGAGCUUCUUCACCUGAGUGAAGCUGAUACAAUGCCAGGCCAGAAACAAAAAGUGAUGUGCAACUGUCGGACAGGACGGACAAAAACGAAGCUGGCGUGUGUGAAGCAGAUCAGAGUGGAAUAGAAAAGUGAAAGAACUGGGAACUGGUUUCAAGGGGGUUGCUUUUUAGAAACCUUUAACUUGAUGGUCAUGAGAGAGUAGAAAGUAGGAGAUUGGGAUUUGCGCCCCUAUAUUAAAUAAAUAAAUAUAUAUAGCGCUCAGUAUUACUAUGCUCAUAUCAUUUCAGAAGUUUCAACUUACCUUUAGAGAGGGUUCCCAAAUGCUCGUCCAAAACACUUUAGUUGGGGUUAUACUUUUCAGACGUAUUAUGAGAUCAGAUUGAUUUAGUAUAUUGCAAAUUUGAGCUAAGGUGAUAUUUUAUUGAGCGUUGACUAUGGUAAUAUAAUUUCUGAUCUGUGGCGUAACUGGGGCUGUGCACACAGGACCAAAGAAGUAACAGCAAACCGCUAGAUCCUCAUUUGUACAACAGCUUUAUUAGUGACGUGCAUCAUCUGUGUAGUAGUGUGUCACAAAAUGUUGAUGCGGGAAUGGUGGCUCAGUAAUGCAGUCUGGAAUCAGCAGCCGCUUUUCUUCACCCCAAACACGAAGGGAUUUUAAAAGCACAUUGAAUAAUAAAAACACUUCUUUCUUUUUUUAAAGUUAAUGUAAAGAAAAUACCAAGAUGAAAAACGUUAGAUUAUUUGGGAUUAGUCAUAAGACAUGAACAAUCUAUAGGACUGGGAAGUUUAAAAUUGAAUGAAAAAGUUGCGCUAUAGAGGAUUAAGAGACGCACCGAACAUGCCCCUGGUACUAAGCUGAACAUAUGGGGCUGAUACUGACACAGCAGCAAUACUGUAGCCAGAUGAGGACACAAAGGAAAUGCUGAAGGUCUGGAGGAAGGAAAACUGUAGACUCAUUCCUACAGAAGCACGUCAGGAGCACUUCCUGACAUCCAUUCUUAUUGUUGUUGUUGCCACAACAACAAAUGCCACCUUUGAACCUACUGAACCUCACCGGGUUUGCUCAUUUUGAUCACUUAAGUGUUCAUAGGCUUCAAAAACUAUAUAUGAUUCUAGCAUCUCUCUCCACGUAUUGUUCUUUGGAAGUGUAUAUAAAUGUAGUUUGAAGGCAAAAAAAGACAAAGACAAAAAAAUAAUAGCUCCCCUCUGUGUCUUAAGCUCUUUUUUUUUUUUAGCUACACACUCUUCUUCAUAACACACUCACACCUUUUAAUUGCGUAAUCACUUGUUUCUACUGCACAGUUUUAUCCUACAUUUUGUGUAUUGAGUCACUUAAGUAGGUUGGGGAGGGAGUAUUUUCCACAGAGGCUUUUGUAAUUUUUUACUAUGCAUUUUCCACAAUGGUGAGAGAGGCAGGACUUGCCUGUAACUUGUCUUUGCAUUUUGAUGAUUGUGAAUCAAUUGAAAAAAAAAUAUUCAGUGCCAACCAGCUCUGUACUGUGGGUACUAUACCUCAGGCUACCCACAGUGCUUUUUAAGAAAAAUUCAAUGUCAGUGGUAGACAUUUGGAGUCCAACUACCACCAGCAUCAGCUGAUUCCUUCAGUCUCCACUGGCUCAACGACUACUACAGGCACUUCUCGCGCUCUCUCCUUUAAAUGCUUUUCCUCAUGUAUUCCAUAUACAAAAUGUAUAGAAAACUUUAUUUAUAGAGUGGUGCCUUGUUCUAACGAUCAAGUUGUUUGCUUCAUAAAAGACUCUUUAGUUGAACACAAUCACUGCUGUGUACCUCAAUGAGAAACAUGACUAGUAAGCAGAGAAAAAUCAUGACAGGAUUCAGAUUUUGGUGGUUUAAGGUUUGAGGGUUGUUUCUAUAUGUAGAUUUAACUUGGGCUUCAUCGCACUAUUUUUGUGUCCAUCUCUAUCUCAUAGUGAGGAUGUAAGCCCUCUACCAACUCAGCCGACCAGUGCCCAGUAUAUUUAAAAAAACAAAAUAGACAUUGCUCCUUGCCAUACUGGUGUUUGCCACCUUAUCUAUAAACAUUGUAUAUGCAAGAACUAUACUGUGUAUUUGGGUUUGAUUUUUAUUGUGUAAGAUGCUCUUUAAUGAUGUAUACCUAAACAAAUUUGUGGUACGUUCUAUUUUUUAAUUCUUUUUUUUUUUUUUUUUCAAUAAACUGGGGAAAUUUUU
This is a messenger RNA of Maylandia zebra (zebra mbuna), 6591 nucleotides long. It is a transcript of the gene arhgef1, whose product is annotated as Rho guanine nucleotide exchange factor (GEF) 1. Gene Ontology annotation, cellular component: cytoplasm. Gene Ontology annotation, biological process: G protein-coupled receptor signaling pathway; intracellular signal transduction. Gene Ontology annotation, molecular function: guanyl-nucleotide exchange factor activity; G protein-coupled receptor binding. The record is from RefSeq and is a predicted model, not a curated record. NCBI's taxonomy places the organism in Eukaryota, Metazoa, Chordata, Actinopteri, Cichliformes, Cichlidae.